CAGCUUCAGAAAUGAAUGCACUGCAACACAGAUAGGAUAAGACCGGAUCCGUGCAGACCACACAUUUACCAGUUAAUUAACCGUCCUGUUGCUGUCCCUCUGCGUGUGUUUGGACCAGCUGCUUAUCUGUUCCUCUCCUUUCAAUGUUUUUGUUUUUCUUUGUUUUUGGAACCGGGGAUCUGAAGAGGAAGUAUUUCAGAAUUUGGGAUUUUAUUGACUUGAAUAGCUUGUAAUAAAAUUUGCAACCUGUUUUGAAGCAAGUGCCAUUAGGUUAAAGGAAAGUUAAGAGAAUGAACGACGAAGGAAACAGUUCCACGUGAAAGAAAAGUUUGGACAGAUUAUCUCGCCAACAACCCCGCUACAUUUGAAAAAUCUCCAGCUGAGGAACUAAACUGCGCUUGUGAAAUUACAGAAGAAAUGUGAACACAGAUUUGCGCCGUUGAUCCACCGAGACAGAUAUCUGCUCUUCAUUCUGACAGGUCAGGUGUGUGUGCGGAUGUAAAACGCUGCUGUGGUCGCUCUCAGUCACAGUUACACCUCUCUCAGCUGAAACUCGACUCUCAACCGUCACCUCUAACCGCACACCGGGGCGCGCCGAGCUGGAAGUGCCGCCAUGGGACGAUCCAAACACUAAUGUGAUGGACUGUUGAUGGAGAGGAUUUCGAAUGUCAGCCGGGACAGUGGUCAUCGCAGGAGGAAUUCUAGCCACAGUCAUCUUACUGACCAUUGUCGCUGUACUGUGUUUAUGUAGGUUGCAGUAUUACUGCUGCAAGAGGGAGGAGUCUGAGAAGGGGGAAGACGAGGAACCAGACCUCGCCACCAUGUCACCAACCUGUCCCCUGGCUCUUUCUGCUCCCCCUACGCCUCCAACACCGGAGCACUAUGGCGAGGAACAAGGGACCUAUCCCCCCACCUUCCUCACUGAGGCCAAUGGGCCUGCCAGCUACUCCCCCACACCACCACCGCGUAGGUGCCAGCGCUCACAUGCCUUCUGCCCAUCCUGUGCUCGCUGCUCAUUGCCCUUCUACCUGCAGCACCCAGAGAGGCUGUGCAAUGGCGGCCGCAGGAUCAGCUACCGGACUGUGCAGCAGCAGGACCUGGAACUGCCCAUGGACCUGGCCAGUCUCUACCAGAAGCUGAACCUUAUCCGCUCUGUUACCAUGAGGGAGGUGGUCACCCACAGUGUCAGCACCGACGUCUAAGAGCAGGCAGGGUGGAGGCAAUGCCACCCUGUCGACUUGGAGGAGAGGUUUACAGUAUAUAAGCUGAACUGACUUAGUACUGUCUG
Scatophagus argus is the source of this 1288-nucleotide messenger RNA. RefSeq names its product protein FAM163B (gene fam163b). The coding region runs from base 666 to 1202 and encodes 178 amino acids. NCBI's taxonomy places the organism in Eukaryota, Metazoa, Chordata, Actinopteri, Scatophagidae. The record is from RefSeq and is a predicted model, not a curated record. The transcript is spliced from 3 exons.